AAAAAAAAUUUAAUUGAACUUAUUUUAUAUUAUUUUUUUCUUAGUACAACAAAAACAACAACACACUGUUGCGGUUUCCAUAGCAAUAGGGCAACGACACAUUGCCCCUUGUCCUUUCAUGUUAAUACCUUCCGUUUUUGUUUAGGAUAGAAGUGAACCAGUAAGAAUAGUUUUCAUUGAUUUGUGACAGGACGUGGACGUGUUUCGACGCUCAUUGGACUUUAAAGAAUAAACAACAACAAAUUUAAAAAAAAUGGCAUCGCCUGACCCAUCAACAACCCUAACACCAUUAACAUCAGUGCCAUCAUCGGCACAUAAUCCCAGAGCUAAUGUAUUUAUUAUUGUUAACUUGGGCUGUGAAAUGCUUUUUGUGAUUGAUCAACGUUUGCAGGCCCAGAAGAUUGCCAAAGAAAAGUCAAUACAAGUCCUACAUGACAUAACAUCGGUUUUGUUGGAACCGAAAUUCAUCAAUUCCCUUAUUGUGGGCUCUACAACUACGGGAGGCCAAUGCCUAAGCGAAGAACAUUGUAAAUUCAUGCUUAAAGAUAUUGCCACCUGCUCGCUAAUGCGCCUGGAUGAUGUAUCCAUGGGCAAGCUAUGGAAUUUAAUGACCAUGAUUUAUAAAUGGCAAUUGUUUCACACCAAAUAUCAAUAUCAGCUAAUGGAUAUAACCUUUCGCCACUUGGCCGGUGUCAAUCAGUUGUAUCCAAAUGAAAAACACUCACAAAUAAUUGACGUGGCCAAAAAUACUCUAUUGGAUUUUUGGAAUUCCUGUACAGAUGAGGAACAGAAUAACAUCUACUACACCAAUAAGCUGUGGCUGGAGGCAUUUCAUACGAAAAUAUCGCUACUAAUACGUUUGGGUUUCCAGGCUCUGGAUGGUACAUUUUUUGUCGAUGUGGACCAAUCAUAUUUUAAUGAAUUUAAAGAAACAGUUGGAGAUAAUAUCUAUAACAAAAGUAGUGAAAUUGCCCAGCUGAGAAAACAAGAACUAGCACCAAUGUCCACAUCGGCAAGUUGUGUUAAUCAAUUAGCCGAUAUGUUGAGUUAUGCUCCGGGCCCUACAGGAGGAACAGCUGCUGGAGCAGUGGGAGGCAUGGAUUCGGAAGACUUUAAGCCCUUGCAUUACAAAGAGUUCCAAAAACAAUUCGAAAAGAAUCUACAACAAUGCAAUAUUCUAUUCGAAGAUUUGGAUGUAAAUUCCCAAAAUGCCACACAGAGUGAGAGAAGCGGAGGUGGAUUUGUUAAUCUAAAUGCCACCUAUAAUCGCCAGCACUUGGAGACAUCACGACCGGCAUCUUCUUCCUCCAUUCCAACGCAACGACAAAUGCCAACAAAUGAUAGUUUCAAUAAAUUAAAUUUAUCUUAAAUUUGCCA
This is a messenger RNA of Musca domestica (house fly), 1377 nucleotides long. RefSeq lists its product as uncharacterized. Gene Ontology annotation, cellular component: cytoplasm; plasma membrane. The record is from RefSeq and is a predicted model, not a curated record. The coding region runs from base 254 to 1369 and encodes 371 amino acids. NCBI's taxonomy places the organism in Eukaryota, Metazoa, Arthropoda, Insecta, Diptera, Muscidae. The transcript has 2 exons. Gene Ontology annotation, biological process: transport.